AUGAAAAUAAUGAUCAACAAUUACUCAAUUCAACAAAUUCAAAUUGUUCAAUAAAUUCAAAUAGCGAAUCACAAACUGGCAGAUUAAUUACAUUGCCAUCAUACUCAUUAUUAAUAUUUGCACCACCACCUUAUCCGUUAGAUCCACCAUCAUAUUCUACUGUAUUACGUGCUGGAGAAUCAAGAUGUCCAGUACCAUCGAUAAUGGACUAUUUACUUGGUCCAUCAGCCCCAUUUAUUGCACCAAGUCCACCACCAACAUAUAAUGAAGCUAUUGGUGUACCUGAUGAACCUGAUAUGGGAGAGUGUAUUGACAUACCAGUAAUAAAUCCAGUGUUCCUAGGAUGCGAUCCAGUGCAAACAGUUUGUCCACAAUGUAUUCAACCAGUCGAAACAGAAAUUCGGUCAUUUAAUACGAAAUUCACACACAUUACUGCAUUGACGUUAUUUAUUAUUGGUUGUUUGCCAUGCUUUUUGCUACCAUAUUGUUUUUCAUAUUUUAAGAAAACGUUACAUUACUGUCCAAUUUGUGGAUAUUAUUUUGGAACUUAUACACCAUUAUCUACAGAUCAAGGAAGUUAUUCAAAUUAUUUUUAG
This is a messenger RNA of Chrysoperla carnea, 596 nucleotides long. Its product is annotated as lipopolysaccharide-induced tumor necrosis factor-alpha factor homolog. The transcript is spliced from 2 exons. Gene Ontology annotation, molecular function: zinc ion binding. The coding region runs from base 204 to 596 and encodes 130 amino acids. Lineage: Eukaryota; Metazoa; Arthropoda; Insecta; Neuroptera; Chrysopidae. The record is from RefSeq and is a predicted model, not a curated record.